UCAUCAUCAAAAAACCGGAAAAUGUUUACCAAUCGUUUUGCAAGUGGCGGGUAGCAUUAUGUUCCGAUUUUAAAAAGUGUCCUCUCGAUUCCCUGUUACUUCUGAACCGUAAGUAGAUAAUGUCCAACGAUAAACGGACCGUGUACGUGGGUGGCCUCUCGGAUGAGGUCACCGAGAAGCUGCUCAACGAUGCGUUCAUUCCGUUCGGGGAUCUGGUAGACAUCCAGAUGCCGGUAGAUUACGAAUCGCAGAAGCAUCGAGGUUUCGCUUUCCUGGAGUUCGAAAGUGCCGAAGAUGCGGCUGCUGCCGUAGAUAACAUGAACGAUUCGGAGCUUUGUGGCCGAACAAUACGAGUGAACAUAGCCAAACCGCAGCGCAUCAAGGAAGGAAGUAAUAGGCCGGUUUGGGCUGAGGAUUCUUGGCUUCAGCAACACGCUGGGGCAACGUUGAACAAUGAGGAUGGUGAUGGGGAAACAGCUGGGGAAGGUGGUCCUGGCCAGGAAGCUCAGCCCCGAGAAGCCAAAGCACCGGAAGAGAAAAAACGGAACCCUCAGGUUUUCUUUGACAUCAGAAUUGGCAGCAACGAUAUUGGGCGAAUUAUAAUGUCACUGAGAGCGGAUAUAGUCCCGAAAACGGCAGAGAAUUUCCGGGCCUUGUGCACCGGUGAGCAGGGCUUCGGCUUCAAGGGCUCAACUUUUCAUAGGAUUAUUCCAGAAUUUAUGUGUCAGGGCGGUGAUUUUACGGCAAAUAAUGGAACUGGUGGCAAAUCGAUAUACGGCAAAAAGUUUGCCGAUGAAAACUUUAUUUUGAAACAUACAGGCUUCGGAGUAUUGUCGAUGGCGAAUUCCGGGCCUAACACAAACGGAUCCCAGUUUUUCAUUUGCACAGAAAAAACCGAAUGGCUAGACGGGAAACACGUUGUAUUCGGUAAUGUCAUCAGUGGCGCUGAUGUGGUACGGAAAAUGGAACGAUGUGGCUCCAAGGCAGGCAAAGUGAACCAGAAAGUGUCGAUCGUUGCUUGUGGAGAACUGAAAGGAUAGCAUUAAAUAACGGUAACUAUA
Molecule: messenger RNA, 1061 nt
Organism: Uranotaenia lowii
Lineage: Eukaryota; Metazoa; Arthropoda; Insecta; Diptera; Culicidae
Gene: cyp33
Product: peptidyl-prolyl cis-trans isomerase E
Exons: 3
Coding region: 120-1040 (306 amino acids)
Biological process (GO): protein folding; protein peptidyl-prolyl isomerization
Cellular component (GO): intracellular membrane-bounded organelle
Molecular function (GO): RNA binding; peptidyl-prolyl cis-trans isomerase activity
Source: RefSeq, a predicted model, not a curated record